AUGAGCUCCCCUUCAGCCUCUCUGCGAAAGAGAGGUGUGAAGAAAGAGGAGUCAUCGACUCGUCUGCCGCCUGACAGUGUCACUGUUCCAGCUGCCGCAGCUUCGGGAAAGCCAAAGUCGGAGUGGGAUUAUUGGCUGGCCAUUUCCAUCCUGACUGCGCUCGCAUUUGCGACGCGCUUCUGGCGAAUUGAUUUCCCCAAUGAAGUUGUCUUCGAUGAAGUCCACUUCGGAAAGUUUGCCUCGUACUACCUCCAGCGCACCUACUUCUUCGAUGUCCACCCACCCUUUGGAAAGCUUCUGUUCGCCUUCAUGGGCUGGUUGAUUGGAUAUGAUGGCCACUUCUUGUUCGAGAACAUUGGUGAUUCGUACAUUGAUAACAACGUGCCUUACCUAGCUCUCCGUGCUAUGCCCGCCACUCUGGGUGCUCUCACAAUCCCUGUGGUCUUUCUGAUCAUGUGGGAGUCGGGAUACUCGUUGCCUGCCUGUGUACUGGCUGCUGGUCUCAUGGUCUUUGACAAUGCCCAUGUGGGUGAGGACCGAUUGAUCCUCCUGGAUUCAACCCUCGUCAUUACCAUGGCACUUAGUGUCUUGUGUUAUGUUCGCUUCUACAAGUUGCGCUUCCAGCCUUUUGGCCGUAAGUGGUGGAAGUGGCUGCUGCUUACUGGAUUUUCCAUGAGCUGUGUCAUCUCAACCAAGUACGUUGGCUUCUUCACUUUUGUCACUAUCGGCUCGGCCGUCGCGAUCGACCUGUGGAAUCUCUUGGAUAUCAACCGCCGUGAUGGAGCCCUUGAUAUGAUCACCUGGGUCAAGCAUGUUGCGGCCAGAGUUGUCGGUCUACUCAUCAUUCCCUUCUUCUUUUAUCUGUUCUGGUUCCAGGUUCACUUCGCUGUUCUCACUCGGUCUGGACCCGGUGACGAAUUCAUGUCUCCUGAAUUCCAGGAGACAUUGAGCGACAAUGCGAUGACCGCCCAGUCGGUGGGAAUUCAAUACUUUGAUCAGAUCACUAUGCGCCACAAGGACACCAAGGUCCUGCUUCACAGUCACUGGGAGCAGUACCCCCUGCGAUAUGAUGACGGCCGUAUUUCCAGCCAGGGUCAGCAAGUCACCGGAUACCCCCACAACGACACCAACAACUUGUGGGAGGUUCUCCCCACUUCUCCUCUGGCCGAGGCCAACCCCAAGAGCGUGCGAAAUGGCGAUAUCAUCCAGCUUCGUCAUGUUGGCACCGAUAGCAUCCUGCUGACACACGAUGUUGCGUCUCCAUUCUUCCCUACCAACCAGGAAUUCACCACUGUCUCGAGGGAGCUUGCCGAUGGUGACCGCCACAACGAUACCUUGUUCGAGAUCAAGAUUGAGAAUGGAAAGCCAUUCCAAGAGUUCCGCACCUUUUCUAGCUUGUUCAAGCUCGUCCACGUUCCGACUCGGGUUGCCAUGUGGACUCACACCACUCCCCUGCCAGAAUGGGGAUUCAAGCAAGCUGAGAUCAACGGAAACAAGAACAUCCUUCAGUCCAGCAACAUUUGGUAUGCAGAGACUAUCGAGGGAAUUCAGCCAGACAGCCCCCGUCUUCAGAAAGAAGAACGCCAGGUCAAGUCUCUGUCCUUCCUGCGCAAGUACUUUGAACUGCAGGGCGCUAUGUUCCACCACAACAAUGCGCUGACCAGCAGCCACCCGUAUGCUACUGAGCCCUUCCAGUGGCCCUUCUUGUUGCGUGGUGUGAGCUUCUGGACCAAGAAUGAAACCCGUGGACAGAUUUACUUCUUGGGUAACCCUAUUGGAUGGUGGAUUGCCAGUAGUUUGCUGGCGGUAUUUGCCGGCAUUGUCGCAGCAGACCAGCUGUCCCUUCGCCGCGGUGUUGAUGCAUUGGAAGAAAUUUGGGGUCCUGGUACUCGAUCACGUCUGUACAACAGCACGGGCUUCCUGUUCCUGUGCUGGGCUGCCCAUUAUUUCCCCUUCUGGCUGAUGGGUCGUCAGCGCUUCCUGCACCACUACUUACCGUCCCACCUGGCCUCAACCAUGGUGACGGGUGCACUGGUUGAAUUCAUUUUCAACGUGUCUCCUCUAGACCCCGCCACUGCCGCACCUCCUGUGGAUGAUCCCUCCGGCAAGGCUAAGGGAACCCGAGUGAGCCGCAGUGUUCGCCGCUUUGUGACCGCCAAGGAGCGCAUGGGCCUCAACUCGGUGCUUGCUACCUGGGCCGCGACCAUUGUCAUCCUGUUGGCUACUAUUGCAGGCUUCAUCUUCUAUGCGCCCUUGACCUAUGGUACUCCAGGUCUGGACGUGGAUGGCGUUAACGCCCGCAAGUGGCUGAACUACGAUCUCCACUUUGCCAAAUAA
Messenger RNA from Penicillium malachiteum, 2337 nucleotides. It is a transcript of the gene pmt4, whose product is annotated as dolichyl-phosphate-mannose-protein mannosyltransferase. Gene Ontology annotation, biological process: protein O-linked glycosylation via mannose. Bases 1 to 2337 code for a protein of 778 amino acids. The transcript is spliced from 3 exons. Gene Ontology annotation, cellular component: membrane; endoplasmic reticulum. The record is from RefSeq and is a predicted model, not a curated record. Gene Ontology annotation, molecular function: dolichyl-phosphate-mannose-protein mannosyltransferase activity. NCBI's taxonomy places the organism in Eukaryota, Fungi, Ascomycota, Eurotiomycetes, Eurotiales, Aspergillaceae.